Messenger RNA from Haplochromis burtoni (Burton's mouthbrooder), 1950 nucleotides. RefSeq lists its product as uncharacterized. The record is from RefSeq and is a predicted model, not a curated record. The transcript is spliced from 9 exons. Lineage: Eukaryota; Metazoa; Chordata; Actinopteri; Cichliformes; Cichlidae. The coding region runs from base 287 to 1672 and encodes 461 amino acids.
GAAACCACGUGGCGUAAUCACGCAGAGUGACGUCGCUACGCUGUGGUUGUUGUUAUUUAGCAGUUAUCCUGCUUAGUGUCCAGCCCAAAGAGAAAGAUGUUUUUGAAUUAGUUGGUUAAGCUUAACCGGACGGUGGGACUCCUCCAGCUUCAACGCCUGCCGCCCCAUGAGGCGUCCGGAUAAUUCAGCGACAUUUAACGGCGUAGAGUCCGCCAGCAGCUAGCUUAGCUCACCGGCUAGCCCCGGCUACUUAGCCGCUUAGCUGGCUCCCCCGGCGGACUUCGGGAUGGCAUCUUCCUUCAAGAUUCCCAAGAAGAAACAUCCUCAUGGCUCUGACUCCAGUCCCCUAGACAUGCAGUCACCUCUGUCCCGCCUCCAGACCUCCACCCCUCGACUAAAGUUUUACGGGAAUCAGUCUGGCAGAGGUGGAACUGACAGGAUGCAUUCUGGGAAUCCUGUGGGCACUUUGUCAGCCAGACAGAGGACACCGUGUAAGCAGCUCUUAGGAAACUUCAAGACACAGCAGGUACUCAAGAGCCCCAUCGGGGGCGGAGCUUCAGACGCCAAUCAAAGAGCAGCAGGCAGCUGGAGCUGCCAAUCACAAGCAGGACAGAGAGAAGUGACCUCAAGCUGUUUGUCAAACAGAUGGCGUCCUAAGAGAGCGUCUGACCGGCUGCUGCAGCCUGAGGUGGCUUUAGAGCACCUGUCUCCACCUCAGAAGAAGAAAGAGCUGUCAGCUUUGGUCAAUAAAAGGAUCUCAGUGGACUCUGUGGACUCUCUGGCUGAGUUCAGAGGUGACGAGCAUCUUGGGAGUUUGAGUUCUUCUACACUGGGAGACAAAAGGUGGAGGAGAGUUGAGUCUAAUGGAGACACUUCUGAGAAGAGCGACACAGGAACUCCUCCCAAAUCUCCUUUGAAACAACAGACAAAGAACUCUUCUAUCUCCAGAUUGAAUCAAACUUCACCCUCAGGCCCACAAAGGCCUGAGGGUCACGAUAAGACCAUCUCCAUGGUCUUAUCGUCGUCGUCGACGCCAGUAAGGAGGGUGCGACUUGCCUUCACCAGCAACCUGAAGGUCAACGACAGGGAGAAGGAGAGAGAGAGGUGGAGGCAGUUCAAAGAGAAGACUAAGAACAACAGGUCAGCUGUCCUCCACCUUCGACUGAGGACACCCAAACCGAAGCUGAGCCAACCAACUGAGCCGAUCGUGCUGUCCAGUGAGGAGGAGGAGGACUGUGAGGGAAACGGAGACGAAGCAAAGAGGACGUCACAUAGCAGCAACCAGGUCGAUGAAUCUCGUCAGGGAAACUCUGAGAAGGUGCAGGCUCCCAAACCAGUUCCUGUGACGCCACCGUCCUUCCUGCAGCUGGAGUUUGCCUCUCUUCACGCCGGCCUCACGGCUGCAGAUGCUAACGGGCCGAUUAUGGUGAGACAGUUUGUCACAGCUUCACAUAAACCUGUAAACCAUAAACACGGAGACGCUCAGUGUGACGGGACACAGGAGCAUCAGUGCUCUGUUAUUUGUGAUCUGAGGUGUGGCAGCUUUACUGAGUCACUGUUGUGGGGUCUCUCCUGCCCACAGACAGGAGUGUCACUAACAGCAUGUUUACAGCUCCUCUUUCCCCUCACAUGUUUAUUUAUGCUGAUAGAUACAUUUUUUUUCUACUCUUAGACCCUCUGCUCUGUUUUCUGACUGUCUGCAAGAACUGCAGGUGUUUUUGUUGGUGGAACAAUGAAAAUUUCAGAUGUUAAUUAAAAUUAAAGGAAAAUAUGUGACUUUAGUCACAUGAUUGUAAAUUUACAACUUUUUUCAUUGUAAAAAUUUCAAAAUGUCGUUUAUUGCAUUUUUGUCAUAAAUUUGCAACUUUUAUCUAAGAGUGUCCAAGUGUUUUCCAUCAAAUUUACCUGUUUUUUUAAUACAAUUUUUUUUAAUAUCUAGAUUUCCCAUAA